AUGUACCUUAGGUUGAAGUCGAAUACACUACAAAACUGCAAUUUCAACAAACAAAAGACGCCAUUCCCAAGUCGAGGCUUCUGGUCGCCCUUGUUCCAUUUGGCUGCGAUAACCCUAUCUCCGAUGCCCCGCCUCGACUUGGCUCGUCUUGACACCUCCAUAACGGACUUCAACAUCAGCCCGAUACACCCCAUCCAUCCAUCGGCACGAGGCCGAUAUAAUAUCAAGAUGGUGCGAUUCUCGGUUAUGUUUCCGUGCUAUUGACCUGGUUGCCGACAAAGAUGAUUC
Messenger RNA from Neurospora tetrasperma FGSC 2508, 288 nucleotides. RefSeq lists its product as uncharacterized. The record is from RefSeq and is a predicted model, not a curated record. The coding region runs from base 1 to 264 and encodes 87 amino acids. Lineage: Eukaryota; Fungi; Ascomycota; Sordariomycetes; Sordariales; Sordariaceae. The transcript has 3 exons.